Mollisia scopiformis is the source of this 1559-nucleotide messenger RNA. RefSeq lists its product as uncharacterized. The coding region runs from base 151 to 1380 and encodes 409 amino acids. The transcript has 8 exons. The record is from RefSeq and is a predicted model, not a curated record. Lineage: Eukaryota; Fungi; Ascomycota; Leotiomycetes; Helotiales; Mollisiaceae.
AUGAACACCUGCAGAAUUUACGAAGCUGGGUUCAGAAUAGGAUGAAGGAUUGUCAAAGCGUCGGUUGUCACCGGGAACUGUCGGGGUGGUACACGGUACAUUUACAUGAUCGAGGUACCUUUCUAUGCUUGAUUCCUUUGAUGUCAAACAAUGUUACUAUACAUGUACCUGAAGUACUUGCUAGCUCUGAUACCCUUCAUUGUUGCAAUUCUCGCUCAUGAUGACUCGAACCUCAUCGCCAAGACUCCGCCGUGCGCUCUCACAUGUUCGAUAAACCUCUUAUCCUCGAUCUGCGACCUUUCUCAGAUCAGCAGCUGUCUCUGCGUUAACGAAACACUACAAGCAGAACUCUCAAUAUGUGUCCAGAAAUCGUGUAUCUGGUCUGAUCAACUUGUUGCAGCGACAGUCGAAAAUGAGCUUUGUGCGGGGUAUCCGGAACAAGAUAAAAGCGCACAUGUCAGAGCUAUAUCGAUCGCGUUCUUCUGUACCACGAUACCAUUUUUGGGGCUGAGGUUGUUUGCUAGGUGGAAGGUGGCGGGGGAGUUGUUUACUGAUGAUUGGGCGGUUAUGGUUGCUUGUUUCUGGGUUGUUGUUGGAGCUGGGCUUGAGAUUACAGCUUCUGAGAAAGGGUUUGGUAAACAUUAUUGGAAUGUGCCUGUUGAAAAUGCUGAGCUCCUGCUAAAGUUGUUCUACGCCUUGCAAAUAGUAUACAUCAUCAUACAAGUCUCCGCGAAAGCCUCUCUUCUCUUACUCUACCACCGCAUCUUUCCAGAUGAACGCUUUAAGAGGAUCGUCCAAGCUUGUAUGGCCUUUGUUGGUCUGCAUGGAGUUAUUUUUAUCAUCGUCAUACUAUUUCAAUGCUUGCCCCUAGCAUCUAUUUGGAAUCAUGCAAUCGAAGGACAUUGUGCGAAUCUCCAAGCUAUCGCCUAUGCAGGUGCUGCGUUCAGCAUCCUUGAGGACCUGGUCAUAUUGGUCCUUCCUUUGCCUCAACUGAAUACUCUGAGUCUGCCAUUAAAUAAGAAGCUGGGGCUUAUGUUGAUGUUUAGUGUUGGUUCUUUCGCCUGUGUAACCAGCAUGGUGCGACUGAAAUUCAUCGCCCAAGUCAGCACAACUUAUGAUAUAUCAUGGACAAAUGUCAAUAUCUUAAUAUGGUCCGUAAUGGAAGUCGACGUAACACUCAUCUGUGCAUGCCUGCCCGCUCUGCGACCCCUCAUCCUCCAAUACAUACCGGGCCUCUACAAAUCAGCGAUAUCGACUACGAAAUCGACAUGGAAUGGGUCGUAUAGGAUGCGGAAAUGGAGGUCGAUGAAUGAACUGAGGCCCAAUCCGCAGCUUCCGAAGUCAAGUAGCGCAAUCGGGGUCCAGGCAGAAUAUGUGUAACAGAUAUUGCAGGGCUUUAUUGGGCGCUAUGGCGCACCAGUAGCGUUAGAAACUUUAGAUAAUGAAAUCAAGGUUGAAGAAGUGGUUGUGUCAAGUAAUCGUUGAGCACGUUUUAGUGUAACUUACAACCUGGCAUUGACACGUUCGGGAGCAUAUGCAUGCAAAAGUGCGCAGGGUCC